CAAGCGCAAUCCGGACCGCUCGGCGGCGAGCGGCACGCGCGCCGCCCGGGGGAUGCUGAAGCGGGCGCGAUGGCUCCCGCCAUGCAGUCCACCGAGCUCCAGUUCGCCCAGCGGCUGGCCUCCAGUGAGAAAGGCGUCCGCGACCGCGCCGUGAGGAAGCUGCGGCAGUAUCUCAGCGCCAGGACGCAGAGCGACACAGGAAGUUUCAGUCAGGAAGAACUCCUAAAAAUAUGGAAAGGACUCUUCUACUGUAUGUGGGUGCAGGACGAGCCCCUUCUGCAGGAGGAGCUAGCGAACAUUAUUUCCCAACUCAUCCACGUUGUAAACAGCUCGGAGGCUCAGCACCUGUUCAUUCAGACCUUCUGGCAGACUAUGAAUCGAGAGUGGCAAGGGAUAGACAAGCUGCGGCUGGACAAGUACUGCAUGCUGAUCCGCCUGGUCCUGAGGCAGUCCUUUGAAGUGCUCAAGCGGAAUGCCUGGGAAGAAAGCCAAAUCACACUUUUUCUGGACAUCCUGAUGAAGGAGAUCCUGAGUCCCGAGAGUCAGUCUCCCGAUGGAGUGAGAUCCCACUUGAUUGAUGUGUACUUGGAUGAGCUGUCCACUGUAGGAGGAAGGGAGCUCUUAGCGGAUCAGAACCUCAAGUUCAUCGAUCCGUUCUGCAGAAUUGCUGCCAAGACUAAGGACCACACGCUGGUCCAGACUGUAGCGAGGGGUGUUUUUGAAGCCAUUGUAGAUCAGUCUGCCUGUGUACCUGAAGAGUCUGUGGAAGAGCAGAAAACCGAAGCGGAUGGCAGUGGCCUCCCUGCGGACGAGCCGGCCGGGGGGAAGAAGGCUGCACUGGACGAGUGCCUCAGAGACGGAGUCCUUGGAAGCAGAGAAAGAGAUGUCUGUGCAGCCUUGAAAGAGUCAGGGUCACCUCUCCAGUUUGACUAUAAGGCUGUUGCUGAUCGCCUUCUGGAAAUAGCCAACUCGAAGAGCACCCCGCCCUUCAACAGGAAGCGACUCUGCAGACUCGUGAGAAGGUUCCAGGACCUCUCUGAAGGCAAUGAUGCUCAACUCAGUUUUGCUGAGGAAAAUGGUCAAGCCCUCGGUCAGAAAAGGCACAAGAGAAGAAGAAAGAAGCUUUUAGAGAGAGCUGCCUUAGAGAAGGAGAAAGGAAACACAGUCUCUCCUGCUGGUGAAGAGGACAGCGGAGGCCACAUUCACAAGAGGAAAAGGAAAAGGAGGAAGAGGAGCCACUUCCCGCCUGACACUCAGGACCUGGAUGCUGUUGCCAAGCCCGUAGUACCGAGUACUGACUGUGAGCCUGACACUGCCCAGAGGCAGGCCCCACAAGCAUACGUGACUGAGCCUACAGCAGAGGCCAGGGAGAACAUCUCUGAGCCUACACCCAUCAUGCCCAUACACAAAAAAAGGAAACGGCCAAGAAAAAAGAAAGUGAGAGCCCACAGAGAGAUCUGCAAAGCCACCACCUCACCUCAGAAGGACAUGUCAAAGAAUGACCCUGUCGGUGGGCAUCCUCAGAGCUCUGCUGCCCACAUUUCUUCCUCAGAGGGUGUCCAAGUCCAGAAAAGGAAACGGAAACUGGGAGCUCUCCCUGUCAGCAGUGGUGACCUAACUGUACAGAAGGCUGGUACCCCAACAAGCCCAGUGGAAGGGAGUGAUGGCCAGACUACUCCGCCCCAGUGCAAGGGGUCGCAGAAGAAGACAGCAUGCAGCACUCUUGACCCCUGUGAUCCGUCCAAUCAAAAAACAGCAGUCUCAAAAAAGAGGAAAAAAAUGAAACUAAUGUCAAACGGUGUAUUGGAGUCCAGCGCUGGGCAGAUCCAAGCUCUGGGAAGCAACAGGACUCUGAAGAAGCCACUAAAAAUGGAGGACGACUUUGUCAAGUUUGACACACGAUUCUUACCAAAGUCCCUGUUCUUCAGGAAAGCCAAGAACAGCUCUGCCACCCGUCCCCAAGGUCCUGCUGUCCAGCUGAAUAAAACACCCUCCAGUUCCAAGAAAGUCACCUUUGGAUUGAACAGAAACAUGACGGCAGAAUUUAAGAAGACAGACAAGAGUAUCCUGGUCAGCCCCACGGGCCUCUCCAGAGUGGCCUUUAACCCCGAGCAGAGGCCACUCCAUGGAGUGCUGAAGACCCCCACGAGCUCCCCGGCCAGCACUCCUCUGUCUAUGAAGCUACCGGCCACCAUCCCAAAGAGAAGGCCGAGGGCUGCGGACUUCUUCUGAGAGCCAGAAUCCCUUUUUGAAGACUGAUUUUAUACUGGGUGUUCUAUAAAUUAUAACUUUUAGAUGUGGGCUUUUUAAUUAUUUUACAAAUAUCCAUGAAUGGGACAAAUGUUCUGAACCUGGACUGCGGGCCUCUCCUGUUAGGCAUGCAGCCUAGUUUGUAUGUGAGCCCAUGCACACCCUCACCAGAAGGACUGAGUGCUGUUGGUACCUGGAACCCCCUCCUCGAUGCCCAUUGCUGGACCUACCACAGUGGAUCACCUUCUGGGUGUCUGCAGUCUCAGUCCAUCUCCUUGUGAAGGCAGGCCAGCUUCAGACCUGGCUGAGGGCUUUUGGCUGCUUCUCCUGGACUUGACUCUCGGAACAGAAUGAGCAAUAGUGUAGCUUUUUUACGGGUGACCAGCAGGAGGGUGGACAGGCGUGAGGUGAGGAAAAGCCACUUUUCCCUGAGGCAUUUCCUCCUCUGCCUGGCCCAUUCCUGUCCCUGUCUUCCUACCUCUAUACCAAGCCCAAAGUGUCUUUUCAGGAGGGCCAGUGCCCCCUAGGCUGCUGCCCACAUUAGCACAUUGUUUUCCCAGGGCUUCUCUGACUGCACUGGCAGGGUCUGGACCCCAGGCUCUUGCCGACCUGGAAAUUGACUGCUCAGGAGUGGAUACCCUCACAGCUGCCUCCACGGGUUUUAUACAGCUCCUCUAGCUUACUGCAGAACCCAGGGAGCCACUCAGACUUCCACCAAAGCAAAUCCGGCUCCUUUUUUAGAGCAAAGCCUGCUUGGCGAUUGCUCUUGUUUAAGGAAACUACCUUGGGUCUGAAGGGUAGAGACUUUGAGCACAACAGGAGGCCUAUCAGGAGCUGCAGGCUUGCCAUGGCAAGGCCAAGGCCCUGGUCUCGAGCACUCAAAGUCUAUGAGUGUGCCUACUGUGCUCAGGGUCUCCCCAGGUACGUCCCACUCUGUGCACCCUGUGCAGGAGCCCUACUUUUCACACCACUGCUCCUCGGGAAGACCAGCUCACUACCACUGGGAUCGCAGAGCUCAUGCACCUGCCCCUGGCUUCGCUCCACGCAGUCAAAGGGUCUGUUUCGAAGUCUUGAACCAGCUGACUCCCAAAUGCCAUUCCCCAUAGGAAUGAAGUGGUGACUGUCCUCUGCCUGCUCAGUCAUAAAGUAUAUCACUAGGCCAUGAAAAUGGAGAUGAUGCUUUGCUUGUGUCACAGUAGGUCAUGUGUGGUGUCACUUGUGGUUGCAUGGUUACAGCCUGCCGAGUUUAACCAUUACAUUCAAAACUAAAAGCUGUGUAGGAAGGGUAAGAUGAAGCCAGCAAUGCUUAGCUUCUUAUGUAGACAGUUCAGUGUGCCCUGCCGUUCUCUCUGUUUUAGAGAUGGGUCGUACAGCCCAGUGGUGUAGUUAGUUCAGUGCGCCCUGCCGUUCUCUCUGUUUUAGAGAUGGGUCGUACAGCCCAGUGGUGUAGACAGUUCAGUGCCCCCAGCCGUUCUCUCUGUUUUAGAGAUGGGUCGUAUGGCCCAGUGGUGUGGAGCAAAACACCAGGCAGAAACAACCUCACACCGCUUUCACAAUGGUGGCCCAUCCUUGGGAACCGUGAGUGUCCACAAAGCACAUCUGCUAGAAUUGCUCCCGGGACAGAGCGUGAGACCUCAGUGCUGCACUCAGGUGGGCUGUGCCUGAAAGAAAAGUUCUUUGUUUUAUCUCUCAUGCAUACAGCACAGGAAGGCUCUGCCACAAGCAGGAGUGCAUUUAGAAUGUUGUCUUGAUCCUUGAUGCAGAUUCUCAAGUAAAAUUGCUGAUAAAUUUCUUCAGGUCCAGAGAAGCAAAUCUUAAAUGCAGGCAGGCUGGGUUAGUGUUCCGGUCUGCACAAUUUGGUUUCAAACUAACUUUUCUUCCCUUCAAAAAAAAAAGAUAAAAGGUUUCAGUAUGUAUCCUAUCCUAUCCCAUACCGGCCCCACACCAGUGGUCCUCCUGUCUCAGCCAGGCUCGUGCAGGGACAGAGUAUCACCUUUCUGAACUGAAGCACAAGUAGAAGCAGGAGGCGGGGUUGGGAAGCAGUCGCCUGCCUGGGAAGUGGAUCUGUGUUUUCUCAAACUGCCACAGUACUGUUUGUUUACGAUCAAAUUGUAUUGGUGUCUCCAGGGCUUUGUCGGUACAGAUCAAAGCCAAGACCAAUUAAAAGAAAUUUGUUUUUAUCUUCGGA
This is a messenger RNA of Mastomys coucha (southern multimammate mouse), 4438 nucleotides long. It is a transcript of the gene Rrp1b, whose product is annotated as ribosomal RNA processing 1B. Gene Ontology annotation, biological process: rRNA processing. The record is from RefSeq and is a predicted model, not a curated record. Gene Ontology annotation, cellular component: preribosome, small subunit precursor; nucleus; preribosome, large subunit precursor. The transcript is spliced from 16 exons. NCBI's taxonomy places the organism in Eukaryota, Metazoa, Chordata, Mammalia, Rodentia, Muridae. The coding region runs from base 70 to 2232 and encodes 720 amino acids.